AGCCGAAGAUGUCUUCGCUCGGGAGCCAGUGGCGGGUCAUACGGCACUACCUCUCCCUGACAAACUUGAAUGCUGAAGUUGAAAAGUUGGUUCAGAAAAUCAAGCCUGCUACACCCGAGCAAUGGGAUCAAUUAAUAAAGAAAAUUGAAAAUGUUGUGUCUGCUAAACUGAAAGAGACCGAACAGACCACGACAAAACAUGUAGCAAACGCCACUACGGUUGAAGGUACGGAAACCAAACUUGCCAAUAAUGAGAAGAGUGAAAAGGCUGAUCAGAAAGUAUCUCAGGAGGCGCUGACGGUGGGCUCGGAGGCCAAGGAGAUCACCUUCGAGGGGUUCCUGCAAGGGCUGAAGCUGAAAAAAGAUCUGCAUUUUGGAAAAAUUUCAGAUUCCAGUUGGAAAAACAACAAACCUAUUGUCACCAAGACGUCGAUCCACUCGCGCACGGCGUACGUGAUCUCGGCGCUGGUGACGGCGGAGACGGCCGAGUGCCGCCGCAAGCGCGCCGAGCACUUCAUCGACCACCUGCACCAGUACCCAGAGGCACGGGACUACGCGAUCAAGGAAGGCGCAGUAAGAGCACUUCUGCGAGUUCGGUCAAAACUGAACGAUGACACGCCUGCCACCAAAGAAAUCGAUGGAAUGGUUAACGAGGCGCUGGCGCUGGUGGGCUACUCGGGCGCGCCGGGCGGGCGCGGGCCGCGCGUGCUGGCGCUGGACGGCGGCGGCAUCCGCGGCAUCAUCGCCAUCGAGCUGCUGCGCACGCUCGAGCGCCUCGCCGGCCGCAAGGUGCACCAGCUCUUCGACUACAUCGUCGGCGUCAGCACCGGCGCCAUCAUCGCCGCCGUCAUCGGAGGGGGUGUGGGAACAUUGGACACAGCCAACGAGAUGUACCUGACGCUGUCGAAGCAGAUGUUCGGGAACACGUCGCUCAUCGGCGGCACCUCGCGCCUCGUGUGGACGCACUCGUACUACGACACCGCGGCCUGGGAGCGGCUGCUGCGCGACAACCUCGGCGACUGCACGCUCACGCAGUGCAACCGCCACAACUCGCCCAAGAUGGCGUUAGUAUCGUGCGUGGUGAACUCGGGCGCGCGGCUGUCUCCGUUCCUGUUCCGUUCCUACGAGUGCGGGUUCCGCGUGCGUUCCGUGUUCCCGGGCACGGCGCGCGCGCGGCUCUGGCACGCGGUCCGCGCGUCCGCCGCCGCGCCCACGUACUUCGACGAGUUCCGACUCGAUGGACUGCUGCACCAGGACGGCGGCAUAAUGGUGAACAACCCGACGGGCGUGGGCCUGCACGAGGCCAAGCUCCUCUUCGGGCCCGACGCGCUGCGCCGCGCCACCGUCGUGUCCAUCGGCACCGGCCGCCCGCUGCACAAGCCCGUCGACUACCAGCUGCUGGCCGCGCCGCAGGCCACCAGCUGGCGCGACAAGUUCAACAAGAUACUGGACUCUGCCACCGACACUGAGGGUGUGCACCUAGUACUGAACGACCUGCUGCCGGGCGGCAACUACUUCCGCUUCAACCCGCCGCUCAUGAGCCCGUGCGCCAUGGACGAGGUCGAUGACGGCCGCUUACAGGACAUGCUACGGGAUGCACGAGCUUACACGAGACGAAACCAACACAAGUUCCAGCAGGCGGCGGAGCGUCUGACCGCGAAGCGUAGCGUGGCGCAGCGCGUAGCAGACUAUGCUUCCCACCAGGCGCUGCUCAUGGGCGUCACGCCCGGCUACUGACUGCCGCCCGCGCGUACGCCGCGCCAUACAGACCCUAACGCCGACGAAUAGGGUACUAAUUGCAUUGACUAUGCUUACCUGGUGAAGGAAGGACUGUGCAGUGUUUGACUGUUAUAGUAGUGGAGUGCUGGGGGCUACGAUGGACUCUAAAACAAUGGAUGAUUGAAAACUAAAUGCGCCUAGCAAUUUUUAUAAUGAAUGCUUUGGUUUUAAUAAAGUGAUUAUUAUAAAAAAAUUGAUCAUACUUAAAAAUGUUUAAUAAUAUAGCUAUAAAAUAACUUCAAGUGUAAAUUGAAUGUUGAAUUAUCCGUUCAAACGGUCAUUUGUUUGUAGACAGUAGAUUGUAGAUAGUUGGAUGUGGAUACUUUCGUAGUUAUCUGAUUCGUUUAAGUUUCUAAAAGUCUAUUACGAUUGAGUACUUAAGUACAAAUUAUAUCAAAUAUUACCUGUGAGGAUGUCAUUAAAUGUUUAAAUUAAAAGCUGGAAUAGACUUUCAGAAGCUUGAUGUAAGUAUUAAUUAAUAAAAUUAUGUAAAAUUAUAUUUAUGAUUUGCUUGACAAUAAGCUACGUAAUAUAAUAUA
Messenger RNA from Ostrinia nubilalis (European corn borer), 2317 nucleotides. Its product is annotated as calcium-independent phospholipase A2-gamma-like. The coding region runs from base 9 to 1736 and encodes 575 amino acids. Lineage: Eukaryota; Metazoa; Arthropoda; Insecta; Lepidoptera; Crambidae. The transcript is spliced from 10 exons. Gene Ontology annotation, cellular component: membrane. Gene Ontology annotation, biological process: arachidonate metabolic process. The record is from RefSeq and is a predicted model, not a curated record.